GUGAAGACGAGUCGACCUGCUGAAGUUCAAACCGAGCAUCAGAAUGAGGAAGAAAGGUUGAGCCGUCCUUUGCUCAGCUUUGAUGCCAUUUGUGUGAAAUGGAGCCAGACGGGGACCUAAACCCAGACACGGAUGACCUUCCACUCCGAGCCAAUACUAACCAUAUACUUGUCAGACAUUAUGUGCUGGACCUGACUGUUCAUUUUGAGAGGAAGGUCAUCAGUGGUAGUGUCGUUUUCUUCCUGGAGCCUUGCUCUGGAGUGGGGACGACGGUUAAGGAUGACACUGGACCUGGAGCUGGUGAUGGAGCUCGUACUGUAGAGGCCAGAGGGAGUCAGAAUGCAUUUGUGUGUAGAUCUCAGAAAAAAAAAAAAAAAAAAAAAAGUACAAAAGGACUUGAAGAAACCACUACAAGUAUAGAGAAGAUGUUUGGUGCUGUAGAAGGAGGCAGUCAUUUGCAGACUGCAGCUAAAACCAAAAGCAUCCAGUCUUCACAUUUGUGGGAAACCACCAGUGACGGUGAUUUCACCUUAGUGCUGGACUGCUGUGACCUCAACGUGUCCAAAGUGGAAGAAGUGGACGUCACCUCUGUGUCAGCCAUGUCUAACCUCCUGCCAGAGGUCGAUUGUGAGAGGUCAGGGGUCAGUUCAGUGAACUCACAAGCAGCCUUUAUUCAGGCAAUUAUCUCCACGCCCUCUAGCCAAUGGAGGCAGAAGCACCAGCUUUUUUCACUGUGUAGCCGUGCCUCUGGUGCUCAGGACGGCGCAUCACUGCAUUUUCAGAGAGACCGAUGGAGUCUGCAGGUGAGGAAGAAGGGGGUCGCGUCACCUCAGGAGUUCCCUCGUGCUGUUAGGAUCUGCUAUGAAACGAGGCCAACAGGAGGCUCUGUGAGGUGGACCAAAGACCAGGACGACAGGGUGUGUGUUUACACUGCCGGUUCUCCCAUCAACAACCGAGCCCUCUUCCCCUGCCAGGAGCCGCCUGUUGCCAUGUCAACAUGGCAGGCAACAGUACGGGCCCCCAGUGAGUGUGUGGUUUUGAUGAGCGGGGAGGAGCAGACUGUACCUAUUGAGGACGGGGACACACACUUCUCAGUCUGGAAUUACUACGUCACUAUGCCCAUGCCUGCCUCCACCUUCACCUUGGCAGUGGGCCACUGGCACCAAGUCACAGCAGAAAUUCCCCCAGCGCUGGAAAGAGGGGUGAGGGACAAGACGGAUUGUGGCAAGACGGCCAAACUUGGGUCUGGGCCUGGGGAAUGGACUGAGGCUGACCUUACGUCUGGACUUGGAAGCUCCAUCAGUGCAGUAGUAAAGGGCUCUCCACUCACGACUGGCAGCGGAGACCAGGCCACCCGCUCAGACUCAACAUUCUGUUGCUUUUCCCUUGAGGAUGGGGGGCUCUCUGUAACUGAAUAUUCAGGCAUGGUGGAUGACGGCAUCUCUUGUUCCCAUGGCGACUACCCUUGCCGAUUUACUGAGCAGUCGGCUAGGUCCCAGCGGGUGAUUCCACACCGUGUGUUUGGCCCUGUCUGCUUGCUACAGGAGGCCCAGAUGGGAGUCCUCAAGCUGUUGCCUCAGUGUUUGGCUGCAGCCCACACUGUUCUGGGGGUCCACCCCUUUCCCCGCCUUGAUGUUCUCAUCGUCCCAGCAGGGUUCUCCAGUUUGGGCAUGGCCAGCCCCCAUAUAAUUUUCCUGUCCCAGAGUGUGCUGUGCGCUGGACGUCCUGGUUCUGGAGAGAACGGCCUGUCUCUGUGUGGCUCCAGGAUAUGCCAUGAGAUCGCUCACUCCUGGUUCGGCCUGGUUAUUGGAGCCAGAGACUGGACUGAGGAAUGGAUCAGCGAGGGCUUUGCCACCUACCUGGAGGAUAUUAUCUGGGCCCAAGCACAACACCUCUCCUUACAAGAGACAGCAGAGCAGUCUGACCUGAAGGCACUGCUGAGGUGGAGACGACUCUCUGACGAGUUGCAGAACUCAGAGGAGGCGCUUCAAAUCCUCAGACCUAACAUGGAGAACACUGGUCAGGUCAGUGAGUCUGGCUCCUCCACGGUUAAACACGCCCUCAACCCUGACAAAACCUUCAUGCAAGUCCACUACCUCAAGGGUUAUUUCCUCCUCAGGUUCUUGGCCAGUCAAGUGGGAGAGCAACAAUUCAUCAACUUCUUUAGAUUAUUUGUGAAGCAAUACCACGGGCAGCUCAUUUUGUCUCAGGAUUUCCUGCGAAUGCUGCUGAUUACCUUUCCCGACAUGGAGAGAAAAGGCCUCACCCUCAGUGCUAUUUAUGCUGACUGGCUCGAUCGACCGGGAAUUCCAAAGUGGCUGUAUGAAAGGAGCGCCGUGUGGUCACAGGCGAGGCUGGUGGAAGAACUCAAAGCAGAGGUUGUAAAAUGGAUUCUCCACAGUCAGAGUCAUCAGGGAAAGGGCAGAAAGCGGAAGAGAAUAGAGCCCAAGGUGAACUACAAAGAGGUGACGUCGGAGCAGCUGGUGAUGCUUUUGGAGCUUCUACUCGAGGAAGAGGAGCUAAGCAUGGCAACCAUGGGUGCUCUGAAGAGAACCUACAGCCUACAAGAUAGAGACGCUGAAGUUCGACAUCGCUGGUGCGAGCUGGUGGUCAAACACGCGUACACUCGGGCUUACACAGACGUGGGGCACUUUCUGGUUCAUGACCAGGCAAUGGGUGUGUAUCUAUAUGGGGAGCUGAUGGUUAAAGAGGACGCUGAGCAGCAGGCUCUCGCCCGUCGCUGCCUCUCAUUGGUCCAGGAGGAAAUGGACCAGUCGGCACGCAGAGUGGUGGAGGAGAUGGUCCUAUGAUGUUGGAGGUUGCCGACUACAGACGGAGAUGACAGGAGUUUGGCACACAGGGCGUACGAGGAUCCAGCGCCCACCUCCUCUUCCUCUGUAGGAGAGGGGACGCUGCAGAAUCGCUCAGCAGUGUGAACACCAGAAGGCUGCACUCUUUUACUCCACAGCCACGGCCAGUUGGCAAGGUUUAGAGUACGGCAGUUCUGUCCAUUCAGGUCUAAAGAAAUAACUGGUGUGUGUGUGAACCAGCAGCAAUACAAGCGGUUCCUGGUGAGAUGCAGUGUUGUUGAGUACGUUAUUGUUGUGGUAAGAGAGAAAAAUAACAUCAUUGCACCAGCUUAAAAAUGACAGACACUGUAGAAAGAGAGGUAUUUCAUAGACCUGCGUCCAUGUUGAAGAACCUAAGCUGCUGUUUAAGUUAGUUUCGCUAGGUGAGAGUGUGUGUGUGUAGGUGUGACUUCAUGUCUGUUUAGUCUGAAGGCAUGAUCUGGUUCUUAAAAGUUUAGACGGGAAAUACUUUCAGGUUUUUAUACGUAACAAUUACUUCAGUCUGGCCAGUAACAACACUGGAAAAUACACAACCAACGACUCUCAGGGCAUUUCUACUUGUAUGAAUGAUGGUUUUGUAACUGCUGUGUGAACAAAUAAUAAUGCUAAACUUUUUCUUUUCGUUUGUAUAUUUUAAGUGAAAAUUUUUGAUAUGUUCAUGUUAAAAUAAAAUUAUUUUUAAAUAA
Epinephelus lanceolatus (giant grouper) is the source of this 3535-nucleotide messenger RNA. The record is from RefSeq and is a predicted model, not a curated record. NCBI's taxonomy places the organism in Eukaryota, Metazoa, Chordata, Actinopteri, Perciformes, Serranidae.